Molecule: messenger RNA, 7304 nt
Organism: Lipotes vexillifer (Yangtze River dolphin)
Lineage: Eukaryota; Metazoa; Chordata; Mammalia; Artiodactyla; Lipotidae
Gene: ATP11B
Product: ATPase phospholipid transporting 11B (putative)
Exons: 30
Coding region: 253-3786 (1177 amino acids)
Biological process (GO): phospholipid translocation
Cellular component (GO): endoplasmic reticulum; recycling endosome; plasma membrane
Molecular function (GO): ATPase-coupled intramembrane lipid carrier activity; magnesium ion binding; ATP hydrolysis activity
Source: RefSeq, a predicted model, not a curated record
CAAUAAUGAAGGUGGCUGCGGCGCGGCAGCGGACUCAGCUGCGCCGGGCGGGGGCGGCGCCGGGACCGCGCCUGUAGGACCUCGGGGCCGGCGCGGCGAGAUGGGGCCCCGGCGCGGGGAGUGAGGCGGCCGCGACGGCGAGCGGAACUUCAGCCGGAGGGGCUCUCCUGCUUCCCCCUCUGGCUCUUCGGCCUCCACCUGCAGCCCCUCGGCCCCCGCGUCCCGCGGGACCGGGACGGCAACGGCGGGGGCAUGUGGCGCUGGGUCCGGCAGCAGCUGGGUUUUGACCCACCACAUCAAAGUGACACAAGAACUAUUUACAUAGCCAACAGGUUUCCUCAGUAUGGCCUUUACACACCUCAGAAAUUUAUAGAUAACCGCAUCAUUUCAUCUAAGUAUACUGUGUGGAAUUUUGUUCCAAAAAAUUUAUUUGAACAAUUCAGAAGAGUGGCAAACUUUUAUUUUCUUAUUAUAUUUUUGGUUCAGCUUAUGAUUGAUACACCUACCAGUCCAAUUACCAGUGGACUCCCGUUAUUCUUUGUGAUAACAGUAACUGCCAUAAAGCAGGGAUAUGAAGAUUGGUUAAGACAUAACUCAGAUAAUGAAGUAAAUGGAGCUCCUGUUUAUGUUGUUCGAAGUGGUGGCCUUGUAAAAACUAGAUCAAAAAACAUUCGGGUGGGUGAUAUUGUUCGAGUAGCCAAAGAUGAAAUUUUCCCUGCAGAUUUGGUGCUUCUGUCCUCAGAUCGACUUGAUGGUUCUUGUCACGUUACAACUGCUAGCUUGGAUGGAGAAACUAACCUGAAGACCCAUGUGGCAGUUCCAGAAACAGCAGUAUUACAGACAGUUGCCAAUUUGGACACUCUUAUAGCUGUGAUAGAAUGUCAGCAACCAGAAGCAGACUUGUACAGAUUCAUGGGACGAAUGAUAAUAACUCAACAAAUGGAAGAAAUUGUAAGACCUUUGGGGCCAGAGAGUCUCUUGCUUCGUGGAGCCAGAUUAAAAAACACAAAAGAAAUUUUUGGUGUUGCUGUGUAUACUGGAAUGGAAACUAAGAUGGCAUUAAAUUACAAGAGCAAAUCACAGAAACGAUCUGCAGUAGAAAAGUCAAUGAAUACCUUUUUGAUAAUUUAUCUAAUAAUCCUUAUUUCUGAAGCCAUCAUCAGUACUAUCUUGAAAUAUACAUGGCAAGCUGAAGAAAAAUGGGAUGAACCUUGGUAUAACCAAAAAACAGAACAUCAAAGAAAUAGUAGUAAGAUUCUGAAAUUUAUUUCAGACUUCCUUGCUUUUUUGGUACUCUACAAUUUCAUCAUUCCAAUUUCAUUAUAUGUGACAGUUGAAAUGCAGAAAUUUCUUGGAUCAUUUUUUAUUGGCUGGGAUCUUGAUCUCUAUCAUGAAGAAUCAGAUCAGAAAGCUCAAGUCAAUACUUCUGAUCUGAAUGAAGAACUUGGACAGGUGGAGUAUGUGUUUACAGACAAAACUGGUACACUGACCGAAAAUGAGAUGCAGUUUCGGGAAUGUUCAAUUAAUGGUAUAAAAUACCAAGAAAUCAGUGGUAGACUUGUAUCUGAAGGACCAACACCAGACUCUUCAGAAGGAAACUUAUCUUAUCUUAGUAGUUUAUCCCAUCUUAACAACUUAUCCCAUCUUGCAACCAGUUCCUCUUUUAGAACCAGUCCUGAAAAUGAAACUGAACUAAUUAAAGAACAUGAUCUCUUCUUUAAAGCAGUCAGUCUCUGUCACACUGUGCAGAUUAGCAGUGUUCAGACUGAUGGAAUUGGUGAUGGUCCCUGGCAAACCAACCUUGCACCCUCCCAGUUGGAGUACUAUGCAUCUUCACCAGAUGAAAAGGCUCUCGUGGAAGCUGCUGCAAGAUUCGGCAUUGUAUUUAUUGGCAAUUCUGGAGAAACUAUGGAAGUUAAAACACUUGGAAAACUGGAACGGUACAAACUGCUUCAUAUUCUGGAAUUUGAUUCAGAUCGUAGAAGAAUGAGUGUAAUUGUUCAGGCACCUUCAGGUGAGAAACUUUUAUUUGUUAAAGGAGCCGAAUCAUCAAUUCUCCCGGAAUGUAUAGGUGGAGAAAUAGAAAAAACAAGAAUUCAUGUAGAUGAAUUUGCUUUGAAAGGGCUAAGAACUCUGUGUAUGGCCUAUAGAGAGUUUACACCUAAAGAGUAUGAGGAAAUAGAUAGACAUUUAUUUGAAGCCAGGACUGCCUUGCAGCAACGGGAAGAGAAAUUGGCAGAUGUCUUCCAGUUCAUAGAGAAAGACCUGAUAUUACUGGGAGCUACAGCAGUAGAAGACAAACUACAAGAUAAAGUUCGAGAAACUAUUGAAGCAUUGAGAAUGGCUGGUAUCAAAGUAUGGGUACUUACUGGAGAUAAACAUGAAACAGCUGUUAGUGUGAGUUUGUCAUGUGGACAUUUUCACAGAACCAUGAACAUCCUUGAACUUAUAAACCAGACGUCAGACAGUGAAUGUGCUGAAAAGUUGAGGCAGCUUGCCAGAAGAAUUACAGAGGACCAUGUGAUUCAGCAUGGUCUGGUGGUGGAUGGGACCAGUCUGUCUCUUGCACUCAGGGAACAUGAAAAACUAUUUAUGGAAGUUUGUAAAAAUUGUUCAGCUGUAAUGUGCUGUCGUAUGGCACCACUGCAGAAAGCAAAGGUAAUAAGACUGAUAAAAAUCUCACCUGAGAAGCCUAUAACAUUGGCUGUUGGCGAUGGUGCUAAUGAUGUAAGCAUGAUACAAGAAGCACAUGUUGGCAUAGGAAUCAUGGGUAAAGAAGGAAGACAAGCUGCAAGGAACAGUGACUAUGCAAUAGCUAGAUUUAAAUUUCUCUCCAAAUUGCUUUUUGUUCAUGGUCAUUUUUAUUAUAUUAGAAUAGCUACCCUUGUACAGUAUUUUUUUUAUAAGAAUGUGUGCUUUAUCACACCCCAGUUUUUAUAUCAGUUCUACUGUUUGUUUUCUCAACAAACAUUGUAUGACAGCGUGUACCUGACUUUAUACAAUAUUUGUUUUACAUCCCUGCCUAUUCUGAUAUAUAGUCUGUUGGAACAGCAUAUAGACCCUCAAGUGUUACAGAACAAGCCCACUCUCUAUCGAGACAUUAGUAAAAACCGUCAACUAAGCAUGAAAACAUUUCUUUAUUGGACCAUCUUGGGUUUCAGUCAUGCCUUUAUUUUCUUUUUUGGAUCCUAUUUUCUAAUAGGGAAAGAUACAUCUCUGCUUGGAAAUGGCCAGAUGUUUGGAAAUUGGACAUUUGGUACCUUGGUCUUCACAGUCAUGGUUAUUACAGUCACAGUAAAGAUGGCUUUGGAAACUCAUUUUUGGACCUGGAUCAAUCAUCUUGUUACCUGGGGAUCUAUUUUAUUCUAUUUUGUAUUUUCUUUGUUUUAUGGAGGGAUUCUCUGGCCAUUUUUGAGCUCCCAGAAUACGUACUUUGUAUUUAUUCAGCUCCUGUCAAGUGGUUCUGCUUGGUUUGCCAUAAUUCUCAUGGUUGUUACAUGCCUAUUUCUUGAUAUUGUGAAGAAAGUAUUUGACCGACAGUUUCAUCCUACAAAUAUUGAAAAGGCACAGCUUACUGAAACAAAUUCAAGUAUCAAGUGCUUGGACUCCAUGUGCUGUUUCUCAGAAGGAGAAACAGCGUGCGCAUCUGUUGGAAGAAUGCUGGAACGAGUAAUAGGAAGAUGUAGUCCGUCCCAUGUCAGCAGAUCAUGGAGUGCAUCGGAUCCUUUCUAUACCAACGACAGGAGCAUCUUGACUCUCUCCACAAUGGACUCGUCUACUUGUUAAAGGGGCAGUAGUACUUUGUGGGAGCCAUUUCAACUCCUUUCCUAAAAUUCAGUGUGAUCAUCCUGGUAAUGGCCACACUACCUCUGCGGAAUUACUUUCUGAAAUCUCUGGAGUAGUUCAUACCCACUCAGAGUUAUAAUGGCAAACAAACAAAAAGCAUUGCCAUGCACCCCUGUCAGCCGCCCUCUUAAUUUAAAUCUGAACAUGUUAAAAUUUAUGAAUAAAGAGACAUUUUUCAUCUCUUUAUCUGGGUUGUCCCCGUGUGCCUACGGGACUCCCAGUGGCAUUUCAGCCUUCUGCUAAGGCCACUAAAUAUUUUAACAUCAAGGUAGAAAAGGGAGCUAAUUCCUAGUUAAUUGUAUUUUUUAGUAUGGCUUGGUUAUUGAGUCUUCUGUUUAAAUCUGCCUCUAUAAAUUAUGCUGAAAAGUUUGCCUUGAAAACUCUAUUUUUUUAUUAGAGUUAUAUUUGAAACUUUUCAUGGGAAAAGUUAAUGUGAAUAGUAAGGAAUUUGGUCCCUCAGUGACCCAUGUUUGUUCAUUCAUUAGUGCUUUCUAAGUUCACAGAGCAAAUUAGGAGAAUGCAUUUCCAACCAUUAUUUACUGCAGUAUGGGUAGUAAAUAUAUACCAGUACCAAAACUUCUCUAAAUGUACUGUAACACAACCAGUUAAGUUAGCCAUAUACAUGCAAAGGGUAUAUCAUAUCUUACCUAUAAAUCAGGAAUCAAGUCCAUUCACCAAAUUUCAAAUUGAUGUUUACUAUUUUUGUGACAAUGUAAAGAACCUAUAGUGGGUAAAUUAGACACCAUUAGCAUAUUAUUAUUUAAUGUGUUUAUCAUUGGAUUUUUCGCAUGCUUUAAUCUGGUUAAUAUAUUUAAAUUUGCUUUUUUGUCUAUCUGAAGGCUCUGUGUAUAGUAUUUUACGACACUGUUGUAAAUUCAACUAUAAUCAAUAAAAAACCAGUUUGAAAACUAUUUAAAUAUUGCAAAUACUUUUAAUUAUACAAAUCAAAAUAUUAGGAUAAUUAAAUCAAUAAAAUGAGAAGAGCCUCUUUCAGUAACUAGCUCAGAAUUGCUCUUGCUUUUCAGUAAGCUAGCUUUUAGAAUAAAGAAUUUCAGGUGAGAAUCCUGUUAUUUUUAGGUUAGUAUAUGUUAUCUAACUUACAGCAGACUACUACAGUGAAGUGAAAUCUGCCCAGUGUCCCAUUAUAAGGUGUGGCUAUAGAAUGUAAAUGAAGCAAAGUUUAAAAUGCUAAAUUAUAUGGGGUAAUGGCUGCAUUAAAUUUAAAUGCUAAAAAUAAUUAAUCAGGUGUGUAUUACUGCUGUUAACUCACUGCAGUUCAGUACUUGAUUUUCAUCCUGAGUUUAUCAUGUAGAUCCAGUGUUGUCUUUUGUUUUGAUAAAAAGUAAUGUUUUAAAACUUGGAAAUGAUUAUUAAAGAACUGUUACUCAUCUCUAAGCAUAUUAUUGUGUACAUAUACAUUCAAAAUUGUAUGGAAAUGGUUAAGUAAGGUGUUGCCAAAAUUUUCCCUGGAGAAUAUGAUAAUUCCUUUCUGUAGGUUUAUUGCACAACCCUCCACCCCUUUCCCAUUUCAUGAAUAUAAGACUUCUGGAAUUGGGCUGGUAGGGGAAGAAUGGUAGAAUUAAGACUUUACCUUUGUUCACUGGCAAACUGUUUUCUUGCUAAUAUAACAUUUGUCUCUUUCAAUAAUGCAAGGAUACUAGGUUAUGAAUUUCAGCCUAAAUAUUAAUUUUCAUAAAUAGCCCUUUUUUAACUUAGAUUGAGUUUAGGAAGACAGUUGUCCUGCAAAUACAGUAAAGGGAUAAUAAAAUGUACAGUGUGUACCCUUACCAGCUCAUGUUCCAGAAGAGGAAAUAUUGCAGAAAAUAUUCAGUAGAGUAUUAGUGGAGAAUAAUACAGAAUUUGCUUUUUCUUAGAAUGUCUUAUAAAAUGUUCAUAUAACAAAAUGACGUUCAGUAGCCCUGCAUUACAUCUACCGUACAGUGUUUAUUUGCCAUCAGUUUAACUGACUACUAACACUAGGGAAGGACUGCAAAGCCAUCAAGCAGUCUCGGACCAACUACAGCAAGGCAUGAGGUCAGCUAGCCUAUAUGGUGCUCAAGGUGUGAUUGGUGCAAUUUUCUGCGUUCAGUAUUUGAAGUUAUGUAGGAAUUUUAUAUCUGAAAAAAGUUAAUAGCAUCCGCUGACAUGCUUCUCCUAGUCUGUUGUUCAAAACCUACUCCAUUUAAAGGAAGAUUAUCUUGUAAGAGAGGGGUUUUCUUCUGUUUAUUUAAGAAAAUAACUGUUGUCUACAAACUUGCAGUAGUUUUCUAGUGCUAAAUUUUCAUAUUGUAAAACUAUUACUGCAUAAUGAGUAAUCAGAAAUUUUCUCCCUUGCAUACUUCUUUAAAAUUCUUUGGAAAGUAUGAUGUUGAUAAUUAACUUACUCUUAUCUGCCAAAACCAGGGUACGAUGCUACAUGUGUUACUGCUAGUUAGUGGUCUCAAAUCUAUUUGCCUCACUUGCUUGCUUUUGCCUAGCCUGAAGCCUGUAGCCCUGAAGAUAGCAGCAAGCACCAAGUCAGUUUCCAAAAUUGCCUUUCAGCUGCUUUAGGUGACUCAGCACCCUGCCUCAGCUUUAGCAAGCAUUAGGCUCACCCCAGAAGGAGUAGAAUGUGGGCCAGGAGAACUAUAGCUACCCAGCCUUUCUGUGAGGUUGAGAAGAAAAAAGGGGAGAAUUUAGUUUGAAUUUCUCUUAACUAGCCUCCUCCUUGGGUCUUAAUCUCCCUGAGGUCCAAAGGCUUCCCAGACCUGAUCCAAACUCUGGCACUGUCCUGAGUAGGAGGUUAAACAGAGGCAAAUCAUCCAGUUAGGGAAUACCUUACUCAGACCAGGGUCGUUUCUACUGCAUUAAGAUUGUGAAAUUGGGCUUCUGUGGUAAGCUUCAGACUCCUAUCUGAUGGGCAGGAGUCAUGGCCACUAAAAAAUUUAUAAUUAAUACCAAAACUUUUUAACAUAUGCUGCUCUGAAAAUUUAUUGGGGACUGGGCAGAAAGGGAAAAUCAUCCAUGUUUAUGUUUUUCCUGUAAAUAUCAAUUUGGAGUAUGAUACAAGCAGGCAUUAAUAAAACUAACACACCAAAGAGUUAUGUAAAACAUGUUUUAUUAAUUUUGGUCCCCCUUUAGAGACAUUUUUAUUUCUAUCCUGAUGAGUCAUCUAUUUUCAUAAAAAUAGAACAUUAUUAAAGUGCUGUUUAUGUGAGAUAACCUGAAUGAUAUUCCUGCAAAAAAUAGAUCAUAACUAAUGAUAUGUUUGUAAUAAUGGUGACUUAGAUUUUUAUGAAUAAUUAGUUGGAAAUACUGUCACAACACUCAGUUUAAAAUUUUGGACCUCAGACACUGUGGCUGUCUAAUAUCUAAAUUAUCUGCAUUGUCAGUAAAUGUAGUAUACCUAUUGUACAGCUCUCAGUAAUUUUUUAAAGUUUAUGAAAUUAUAUUUAUCAAAUAAAAAUUUUCCUUUGUAA